UGGCAGAGGUUUGGAACCUUCUUAUUAGUCCAUUAUUGCUGUGUUCACGCGCUAGUCGAAACUUGAAAAUGUCCGACUUGCUAAUUGGUUGAACACGACGUGUACAAUAACUACAACCAGUUAGCAAGUCGGAAAUUUCAGAGUUCCUACUAAUAACUAAUUUACUGCAUGGUGAUGUCACCAUGGAAGGCCAAAACUCCAUCCCACAAAAACAGGCUGAGAUUUCAAGUGGUCUUUUCAAACUGCUCUCUCACUAAAAGGGAAAAUUAUGAAAAGGCUCAAUUUCACAGUAUUAUUUCAACCUCAGAGUGGAAAUGUACAUAAAACAUAGACAAAUCAUGUUUUUGACUGCACUGGACCUUUAAGGUUGGCUAUUUUCUUGUUUUGACACAUGAUGUUGAGUGUCAUUGUUCUAAUUCAUGAGACCAUGAGUGUGUUAUUCGGAGACUGAAAAUGGGUUAUUUAUAUGUGGGCUGUUCAUUGCCUGUUGGUCCUCUGUGGAUCACUAUAGUUCGUUUUAGAAGUUUUCCAACUGUUUGGGUUACAGAUAAACAGAUCCAGACUUUGACCUCUGUCUGUUUAAAACCAGCCUGACUACUGAGCAUCACACACAUUCUGACACACAGACUUCUGAUCGUUUGCCUGCCUUUCAGAACCUCUGGACUGAACCAUGAGUUCUUGCGUGACCCUGUCGUCAGGGCAUAAGAUUCCCCUGGUGGGGCUGGGCACCUGGAAGAGUGCCCCUGGACAGGUGAAGCAGGCGGUGCUGACGGCUCUAGACUGUGGCUACAGACACAUUGAUUGUGCUGCUGCGUACAGUAAUGAGCAGGAGGUCGGGGAGGCACUGGCUCUGAGGCUGGGACCAGGAAAGGCCCUGCGUCGUGAGGCUGUAUUUCUGACCUCUAAGCUGUGGAACACCCAGCAUCACCCUGACGAUGUAGAGACAGCCUGUAGGAAGAGUCUAAUACACCUGGGACUGAACUACCUGGACCUCUACCUCAUGCAUUGGCCCAUGGCCUUCCAGCGUGGGACAGAGCUGAUGCCUAAGCGGGCCGAUGGGAGUGUGUGUUACGAUGACAUACACUACCAGGAAACCUGGGUUGCCAUGGAGAGCCUGGUUGAUAAGGGGCUGGUCCGAGCCAUCGGUCUGUCCAACUUCAACGCCAGACAGACAGACGAUAUCAUCAGCAUCGCCAAACACAAGCCUGUAGUCAACCAGGUGGAGUGUCACCCAUACCUGUCCCAGGCUGAGUUGCUGAGUCACUGCAGGUCGGUAGGUGUAUGUGUGACGGCCUACAGCCCCCUUGGUAGCGGUGACAGGCCCUGGGCCUCGCCUGAUGAACCCUGCCUGCUGCAGGACCCUGGACUGGGGGCUAUCGCCCUCCGCCACAGCAUGACCCCUGCUCAGGUCAUACUCAGGUGGCAGGUACAGAGAGGGGUAGUCUGCAUCCCCAAAAGUGUCACCCCCUCCAGGAUCCAGCAGAACAUACAGGUGUUUGACUUCUCUCUAUCGGAUGAAGACAUGAAGCAGAUGGAGUCAUUCAGCAGAAACGAGAGGUACAUCGUCCCAUCUGUGGAGAGGGACGGAAAGAGAGUGUGGAGGGACGCAGAGCACCCCCAUUUCCCCUUCAAUGAGCCGUACUGACCCCACAUCUAGACACAGAUCUACUGACCCCACAUCUAGACACAGAUCAACUGACCCUACGACGAGACAGAUCUAAUGACCCCACAUCUAGAGACAGAUCUACUGACCCCACAUCUAGAGACAGAUCUACCGGCCCCACAUCUAGAGACAGAUCUACCGACCCCACAUCUAGACACAGAUCUACCGGCCCCACAUCUAGAGACAGAUCAACCGACCCCAGAUCUCGACAUUAUUUAUGAGAGGUAUUGACAUGUUGAAUGCGCCGAGGUGUCUGUCUAAACUACUGGCACACAGCUCCGACACCCA
This is a messenger RNA of Oncorhynchus tshawytscha (Chinook salmon), 1951 nucleotides long. It is a transcript of the gene akr1a1a, whose product is annotated as aldo-keto reductase family 1, member A1a (aldehyde reductase). Gene Ontology annotation, biological process: aldehyde catabolic process. The transcript has 10 exons. NCBI's taxonomy places the organism in Eukaryota, Metazoa, Chordata, Actinopteri, Salmoniformes, Salmonidae. Gene Ontology annotation, cellular component: cytosol. The record is from RefSeq and is a predicted model, not a curated record. Gene Ontology annotation, molecular function: aldose reductase (NADPH) activity. The coding region runs from base 671 to 1645 and encodes 324 amino acids.